This is a messenger RNA of Eremothecium cymbalariae DBVPG#7215, 1791 nucleotides long. It is a transcript of the gene NUP57, whose product is annotated as FG-nucleoporin NUP57. Gene Ontology annotation, molecular function: structural constituent of nuclear pore. Bases 1 to 1791 code for a protein of 596 amino acids. The transcript has a single exon. The record is from RefSeq and is a predicted model, not a curated record. Lineage: Eukaryota; Fungi; Ascomycota; Saccharomycetes; Saccharomycetales; Saccharomycetaceae. Gene Ontology annotation, cellular component: nuclear pore; nuclear pore central transport channel. Gene Ontology annotation, biological process: nuclear pore organization; protein localization to nuclear inner membrane; NLS-bearing protein import into nucleus.
AUGUUUAAUUUCGGGGGUAAUACUGCUGCUACUUCUGGUUCUGCCACUUCGGGUGCUGGUUUAUUUGGCGCCAAGCCUGCAGCAGGUGGUUUUAGUUUUGGUAGCAAUUCCAAUGCGUCUCAAAAUACUGGUGGUGGUUUAUUUUCUAAUCCAUCUAAUACAACAGGCGUUCAGGGCAAUACAGGUGGUGGGUUAUUUGGGAGUAUGCAAAAUACUCAAACGGGUACGAAUGGAGUGAGUUUGUUUGGUAGCGGUUCUACAACGCAAACGGGGACAGGUGGUGGUUUAUUUGGACAGAGUAACAAUAACCAGAAUAAUUCGGCAAUUGGGGGUGUUCCAGCUGCUCAGGGACAGCAAGGUAAUAUGGUGGGUGGAGCUGUAGGUGCUGGUAUUGGUGUUGGUGGCGGUGGUGGUGGCGGUGGUGCAUUGUUUGGACAAUCUUCUAAUCCAUCUCAAAAUCCCCCUUCUCUAACAGGGUUGUUUAAUAGUCAUCCAAAUAGCGGUACAAGCACCCUCAACCAAAAUUCUGCCGUUGGUGGCAUGAAUAAUGGAUUAUUUGGGUCUAACAUUGGUUCAAACAACAAUAAUUCUAACUCGGGAACGUUAUUUGGCCAGAAUAAUGCUCCUUCCAAUACUGGGACUGGUUUGUUUGGCCAGAACACCAUAUCUGCACAAACAGGUGGAGGUAUGUUUGGCCAAAAUAACGCAUCUAUGCAACAGCCGCAGCAACAAUCCUCAGGGUUGUUUGGCUCAACAGCACUGAGUAACACGCAGCCAUCAUUUGCGUGGUCCCAGCAGCAGCCUUCAAAUCAGUCUGUGAAUAACAACCAACAGCAACAGCAGCAACAGCAACAGCAACAGCAACAGGAGCAACAGCAACAACAACAGCAACAACAACAACAACAACAACAACAACAACAACAACAACAACAACAACUACAGUUUCAAACGCAGAUGCAAAUGCAGAUGCUGCAUUCAAACUACCCCCAACAGAUUCAAGAACAAAUAUUAAAGUGCAGAGAUUCAUGGGACCCAAGUAGCCAAAGAUCUAAAUUGAGAACUUUUGUUUAUAACAAGUGUAAUGAGACCGAAGCGAUGCUGUAUACCAAACCGUCAAAUGUAACACAGGAAGAUUGGGAUAAAGCGCUUACGAACAAGCCUAAUGCGAAUGUGAUUCCUGUUGAGGUCAAGGGCUUUGAAGAUAUAAACCAGCGCCACAACCUUCAGAGGGAUCAUGUCGCCCAAGCACGAAUCAUUCUUUCACAGAUCUUAGAAAAGUUGACCAAUGUUUCCCAAAAGCACGAAUUGGACACUGCCGCAAGAAUCCUCAAAGCCCAAGCACGGAACUCCAAAAUCCAACAUCGUAUUAUGAGACUGGCUACACAAAUUGCUGUCCUGAAAAAUAAAGGCCUACCAUUGAGCGUGCAAGAAGAAACAUUGGUAUCUGAAUUUAGAAAACUCUUGGAUCGCAGCAAUGACCCAUCAGGGUUAGGCAAAAACAACGAGCUAUGGGCCCGUCUAGCUGUACUCAAAGAACGUGUCAGAACUCUCAGCAACCAACUUGAUAGCACCUUAGUUGUCAUUGCAGAAAAUGGUGGCGGCAAAACAACCUCUUAUGGGUCGAUCGACGAUCACCACAUCGACGGAGACGAAAGACGUGUUGAUGAAGAAGUCUCUAGUCGUGUAAACAAAAUUGCUGACAUCCUAGCCAACCAACAACGCGGCUUGAUUUACUUGAAUGACGUUCUAGACAAAGACAUGCAAAGUGUCGAUAAAUACUUCAAAAAAUAA